Molecule: messenger RNA, 432 nt
Organism: Penicillium expansum
Lineage: Eukaryota; Fungi; Ascomycota; Eurotiomycetes; Eurotiales; Aspergillaceae
Product: RidA family protein
Exons: 2
Coding region: 1-432 (143 amino acids)
Cellular component (GO): cytosol
Molecular function (GO): deaminase activity
Source: RefSeq, a predicted model, not a curated record
AUGUCUCACCUCAAAUUUUACGCUUAUGAAGGUGCCGGCCAACAAAAGCAACGGGAUUUCUGGUACAGUCAAGCAGUCCGAGUUGGUGAUCGUAUUGAAUGUGCCGGUCAGGGUGGCUGGGACCCUAAAACUGGGGAAUUUGAGUUGGAAAUUAAUGCUCAAAUUGAUCUCGCAUUUGCCAACGUGGAGCGCUGCUUGAAAGAUGCCGGUGGCGAAGGCUGGUCCCAAGUUUACCGCUUCAACUCUUACCACGUCCCAAUCAACAACGAGGCUUUAGCAGCUAUGGUCCGAAACUUCAAAAAGUACAUGCCUGAUCAUCAGCCUAUCUGGACUUGUGUUGGUGUUCCCCGGUUAGGGGAAGACGAUAUGCGUAUUGAAAUUGAGGUGGUCGCUCACGACCCCAAUGGUAGUAAAGUGGCUGAUUCCUCGUGA